CUGGGAUAUGUAGUUCUGCAGAGGCGCCAUGGUAGUAGGCUGAGUAGCUCCGCCUCCUGGUAAAUCGGACAGCUCCGCCUGCUGGUAGUUUCUCCUCCACCGGAGUUCACAUUGUCAGUCACUUUGUAGCCGCAGAGAGUGUGAGGGACAGGCGCUCGUGUGUGUGUGUGUGCGGACGGCGGCCCUGGAGGACCUGAUCAGAUUUUUGUGUCUUGUUUGGCCAUCAUGUACAAUAAAGAUCUGGAUGCGGAAGACAACCCGCUAAAAAAUGAUGUCAAAUCUCUGGACAACAAUGAUGCAAGCGGAGAAAAUGAUGUACAUAUUAAAAAGAAGAAUAAAAUGAUACGCUUAUCUCGAUUACGCACAGGCGCCUUUUUUGGGGCGAUAUUUCUUUGUCUUACAGUAGUGUUUGCUUUUUCAUUUAUCAUUCCUUGCCCAGUGAGACCCUUUUCCCGGAGAACAUGGAGUGUACAGUACGAUAAUGCUGUUGGCUACACGUUCCUUGCCACUGAAGAUGUGAAUGGGGAUAGUGUGCAGGAUGUUCUUUUUCUUUUUAAAACCGAUAAUUCCAGCAACAUGAAUGUAUCCUGUGAAGAUGGAGGUUUUAAGUCUCCAUGCUUCUUUUUAUCUGCCUUGUCCGGGACAAAUGGGAGCACUUUGUGGGUCAUCCCUGUUAGUGAUGAUGACAAUAUUCAGUUAGUGCAGUGUGGAAUCCAUAACCUUGGUGGUGCAGGACAUUCUGGUUGUCUAUUAAUUGGAAAUUCAGAAGUCAUAUUAGCAGUUGAUUCAAAAUCGGGAAAUAUUUUAUGGAGCAAACCAACUGGAUUUGCAUUAAACUCAGUGGUUAUAAAGCCUUCACUGAAAAUCCCAGAUAUGGAUGAGGAUGGUGUAGAAGACCUGAUGAUUUUUUUAACGAUUGAACAGGAACUACAUAGGGCUAUGUUCUCUGGGAAAAGUGGUGACCGUAUUGGCCAAACUUGGAAAAUUAAUGGAGAAAAAACAAUUGGUCAUUAUACCCAUAUUACAAAGGCAGAAUAUGUGUUAUUCUACACAGAUAACACUAUUAAAGGAUAUUCUGUCAACGAUCUAUGUGCUACAACAGCGGACCAAUCAAGUAAACUUUCAGACCCCAAACAUGAUCCUGAAGGGCAAGCACAGAUGAAUGACUUUAUACCCAUCUUAUCCGAGAGCUCAGGCAAAAUUCUCUACUUGUUAAAUGUUCCUGGGAGUUAUUACAACAACAUUUUGGUUGUGAAAUCAGAAGUUUCGGAACUGCUGGAUGGACAAAAGUUUCAUUCUUUGUGGUCUGUGAACACAAUGGAUAUUUUAAGUAAACCAGCAUUGGGCUAUUUCAAGAGAGAUACUUUGUCAAUAAUAAUGGAAAUUGGAAUCGGACAUAACAGAAAGAAGGUUGUUAUUAUAGAUAGCAAAAGUGGAACUUUGCAGUGGGAAAUCGAAAUGAAUGUAGGAACUGCCAGGCAAAAUCCUGGUAUAUUGAAUACUGGAGACCACCGUUCCAUUUAUCUUUUCUGGGGAGAAUAUUCAACCGAUUCUAACAACACUAUGGAGCCAAAAGAAAACCUGUACAUGUUUCAUUCAUCAAAGCCAAAAGUACUUGUGCAUCUAAACAGUCACACUGAAAACAUCAUCAUAUUUGGUGUGGCUUUGUUUGAACGCAGCCGGCAUGCCUGCUAUGUUCUGAUCACAGGACCUGAAAUGAUGGAAAACCCAGGCAAUCUGACUGUAUCUAAGAGGAGGGUAAAGGAAGAUAUCAGUAAUGGAACAGUGAUUGGGCUUGGGACUGAAGAGGUCGAUACUGAGGAGAUGAAAAGCUAUUUCUCCAGGAUGAGAUUUUCCAGCCACUAGUGGAAAAGAACGAUUUCAGAAAAAAUAACACUAAAUGCCAUGCUACAUACUUUGAGGAUAACCACAUUUAUUUAACAAAAAAGAUGCAAGAACAGUUUUGUGAAAGAACAAAGCUGAAUGCCCACAGAAUA
Molecule: messenger RNA, 1997 nt
Organism: Rana temporaria (common frog)
Lineage: Eukaryota; Metazoa; Chordata; Amphibia; Anura; Ranidae
Gene: FAM234A
Product: family with sequence similarity 234 member A
Exons: 12
Coding region: 226-1866 (546 amino acids)
Source: RefSeq, a predicted model, not a curated record